This is a messenger RNA of Suillus bovinus, 675 nucleotides long. RefSeq lists its product as uncharacterized. The record is from RefSeq and is a predicted model, not a curated record. Lineage: Eukaryota; Fungi; Basidiomycota; Agaricomycetes; Boletales; Suillaceae. The transcript has 5 exons. Bases 1 to 675 code for a protein of 224 amino acids.
AUGGCUGUCGCUGAAGAUGCAUUCAAACUCCUUGGUAGAGUUGCUGAUGCUUUUGACAAUCCUUCCUCCCGGGAGUCACGAAAAGACUUGCGCGUAAACACCAUCGAGAUACACAAGCCCCAGACAAGUCGCUCAAGUCAGGAAAGUCAAGUUCAGCAUGCUCGCUAUGCCCGCCGCGAGCCCUCUUUAUUCGACGUCAGCUACAUCUACGAUGAUGACGAACUCGCCGAUGCCUCAUCGAUGAUCGGAGACCCUUCAUGCACUUCAUCCGAGACAAUCAAGAGGCUCAGCAGAAUUGCCUCAUAUGACGAUGCGUUCUAUACCUGCGAUGAUACGGCUUCCUUGGAUGAAUCAUCAUGCGGCGAAAUGACCAAGAUGUUUUUCUCCAACAGUAGUCCACUUGACAGACUCAACAACCUUGCCCGUGCCGAACUCAAAAAGACCGGCUGGUUUGAACGACCUGACCAAUGGUCUAUCGUCAACAUGGGACUAUCAAGCUCAAUGACGCACACAUCUGGACCUAUCUCUCCCCCCAAAACCCCUCCAGCCGUUCUCUCCCCAGUUCUUCCCUCCACAUCCGCCAUCACCGCCGUCCCACCUCCAUCCUUCAUCCAAAUCACACCGUCCCCGCAUUCACCCACUCCAACUCAUUUCCACACCUCUUUCAAAACCUAG